Linum tenue is the source of this 2317-nucleotide messenger RNA. Lineage: Eukaryota; Viridiplantae; Streptophyta; Magnoliopsida; Malpighiales; Linaceae. The record is from the annotation of a GenBank genome assembly.
GAAACCCUAACAAUUAACAAAUAAUCGAAUCCCAUAUCCGUCUCUCUCUCUCCCCCCCAUCUCAGGCCUUCGGCCCUUCUCUCCCACCGGAAGGAAGUCCGUCGGCUGCUCUGUCUCUACGUUUCCUACCACCAUCGGAACUCAAAGUUUCCCAAUCAACUUCGCCGGCGGAGGAAGAAGAUCGACGAUCGUUCUGGUGUUUCGUCCAAUUUCGAUCGAUCCGAUUGAAACCUACUUUUUGCUUCUUGGUGGCUCCGUUACCUUCCUCUCUGACGCCGCUGCCGUCUCCUGCUCUUGUUGAUCGAAGUUCGGCUUUCUCCCUCCCUCUCUCUAUCAGCUCAACUGUCUCCCUUCCUGUAUCCGGACUCGUUGACUUGGGAGUUGUGGCUCCUCAGCUGCCGCCGCGACGCAUUUCCUCUUAAAGUUGUAUGCCAGUGCUCCAUUCAAAGGAAUCUCCCGCUCUUAACUCCAUCCCCACCGUCGGCGUUGUGUUCCUAAGAUCACACCGCCUCCAGUCUCGUUCCCUGCGCUUCCAGUCUCCCGAGCAGCUCCUGUGUGUCUUGACAUUUUCAGCUGAGGAGGUUGGAGUCCAUCUAGUUACAAGACAUUAAGUCUUGUUACCCUCAAACACUUGGUAGGAGAGCUUGCAUGUACAGUGGAUGUUGUUAUUGGUGGUGGCUGUCAAUCGUAGCAGUAGAAAUUUGCAGCAUUUCUUGGGUUCUCAAGGAGAAUAGAAGGUGGACCUGUUGUACUUGCAUGGUUAGGAAAUGGAACCGGCUGUUUUGGAUGAUAUUAUUCGGCGGCUUUUAGAGGUUCGAGGUAGACCUGGGAAGCAGGUCCAGUUAUCUGAGGCAGAAAUCAGACAACUCUGUGGGGCUUCUCGUGAGAUCUUCUUGCAACAACCCAAUUUGUUAGAGCUUGAAGCACCCAUCAAGAUUUGUGGUGAUAUCCAUGGUCAAUAUUCUGAUCUUCUAAGGCUGUUUGAAUAUGGCGGAUUACCUCCACAUGCAAACUACUUAUUUUUGGGAGACUAUGUUGAUCGAGGCAAGCAGAGUCUGGAGACAAUAUGCCUUCUACUUGCAUACAAGAUAAAGUACCCAGAGAACUUCUUUCUCUUGAGGGGAAACCAUGAAUGUGCUUCUAUUAACCGUAUAUAUGGUUUCUUCGACGAGUGCAAAAGGAGGUUUAAUAUUAGACUGUGGAAGACAUUCACAGAUUGCUUUAACUGCCUACCGGUGGCUGCUCUAAUUGAUGAGAAAAUUCUCUGCAUGCAUGGUGGUCUUUCCCCAGAUUUGCAUAAUUUGGAUCAAAUCAGAAACUUAGCUCGCCCAACUGAUGUACCAGACACAGGUUUGCUCUGUGAUCUGCUGUGGUCUGACCCUAGCAAAGAGGUUCAGGGUUGGGGAAUGAAUGACAGGGGUGUUUCAUUUACUUUUGGUCCUGAUAAGGUGGCGGAGUUCCUUCAGAAGCAUGAUUUGGAUCUGAUUUGUCGCGCUCAUCAGGUUGUUGUGGAAGAUGGAUACGAGUUCUUUGCCAACAGACAGCUUCUAACCAUAUUUUCUGCGCCUAAUUACUGUGGAGAGUUUGAUAAUGCUGGUGCAAUGAUGAGUGUGGAUGAGACACUUAUGUGUUCGUUUCAAAUAUUAAAACCAGCAGACAAAAAGUCAAAGUUUAACUUUGGGAAUGCAACUCCUGCAAAGCCUGGAAAUGCUUCAGGAGGAGUUAAUGUUUUUGGAAGCACAACAACAGCUAAGCCUGGUAAUACACCAGCCGGCGUGAAGUCAUUUCUAGGCACCAAAGUAUGACACGGUAAAACCCUUGAUCUACCAUUGGUGAUGGGUUUUAGUUGAGUGUUUAAGAAUAUGCCCAAGGGUCAAGACUGCAAUUUUUUGUAUGAAGGCCAAGACUGCAAUUAAACUGGAUAACGGUGGUGUUUUUAGCUCGUUAUUGAAGGAGAAACAGGUGGAAUUGGGAAUGGCGGGCAAGGGACUAGAAGAGCGGCCAUAAAUGAUCCAUUUGCUUUGGUGAUGUGUAACAAAAGGCUAAGUUUGAAGAGGGAAAGGCUGUAAACUAGUAGUAAUUUGGAAUUUGCUUGAUUACUUUCUAAUUUUCUCGUUUUAAUUCCUCGAUGAGACUUUUGUUAAAUCUUAUUUUGCUUCUAACCUCUUCUUUACCGUAUAUACCUAUCUUCAUUAUAAAAUCAACUAACAGACCGUUUGAACCAAAUAGUUCAGGAUUGAUAUUUGUAGAAUUUAUUUUAAAAUGAAAUCUAUGUUUGGAAUGUCAUUCGAAACCUUAGAAAUAAAUUGAAUUUAAG